Molecule: messenger RNA, 150 nt
Organism: Chondrus crispus (carragheen)
Lineage: Eukaryota; Rhodophyta; Florideophyceae; Gigartinales; Gigartinaceae
Exons: 1
Coding region: 1-150 (49 amino acids)
Source: RefSeq, a predicted model, not a curated record
AUGCUUCUUGACGAGGCGUGCUGCGGCACGUCGAUGGACAAGCGGGUAAUCAACGACGGGGAUGGUAAGUUGGCUGUUGGACGAGCUGGUACGUUGAUGACGGCGGGCGGGCAAUGGCGCCUCUGGUUGCGCCACUGCGGUGCCGUAUGA